Messenger RNA from Gymnodraco acuticeps, 1868 nucleotides. Its product is annotated as cytosolic purine 5'-nucleotidase-like. The coding region runs from base 1 to 1431 and encodes 476 amino acids. The transcript is spliced from 19 exons. Gene Ontology annotation, molecular function: 5'-nucleotidase activity. The record is from RefSeq and is a predicted model, not a curated record. Lineage: Eukaryota; Metazoa; Chordata; Actinopteri; Perciformes; Bathydraconidae.
AUGGACAAACUACCCAGCAUACCCUCUGAGGAGCCCAGGCUGAAGAGAAACUUUGACCAGAUGGUGUUCAUCAACAGAAACCUGACGCUGGAAAACAUCCGAUGCUAUGGAUUUGACAUGGACUACACGAUGGCCAUGUAUAAGUCUCCUGACUAUGAGAUUAUGGGCUUUGUGCUCUUAAGAGACAGAAUGGUGUCUGUCGGAUACCCUCAUGAGCUUCUGCGCUCCACAUACGACCCCAGCUUCCCCACUCGCGGUUUAGUGAUCGACACCAAAUACGGGAACCUCCUGAAGGUGGACUCCAACGGGAAUAUUUUAGUCUGCAGUCAUGGCUUCACCUUCCUCAAUAGAGAAGACAUUCAAAAAUACUACCCCAACAAGUUCAUCCAAAGAGACGACACAGACCGUUUCUACAUCCUCAACACUAUGUUCAACCUCUCAGAGACGUACCUCUACACCUGCCUUGUGGACUUCUUCACCAGAUGCUCCAGAUACACAAACCUUGAGAAAGGUUUCCAGCACGGCAACUUGUUUAUGUCCUACAGAAGCAUGUUCCAGGAUCUUCGAGAUGCGAUGGACUUCAUUCAUGAUACGGGAGCCCUGAUGGGAUGCACUGUCAAGAAUCUGGAGAAAUAUGUUAUCAAAGAUCCAAAUCUCCCUGUACUCUUAACCCGACUCAAAGUGACGGCCAAGGUCUUCCUCGCCACCAACAGUGACUACAGCUACACUAAGGCAAUUAUGAAAUACCUGCUUGACAGUAAUGUUAAGUCUGGAAAUCAAAAGGAGUCAUGGCGCUCGUACUUCGACCUCAUCGUGGUGGACACUAAAAAGCCUCUGUUCUUUGGAGAGGGGACAGUGCUGAGACAAGUGGACACGAACACAGGAAAGCUUCGGAUCGGGACGUACACCGGAGACCUCCAACAUGGAACAGUGUACUCCGGAGGCUCUUCAGACCUCAUCAGCGACCUGCUGGAGGUCAAAGGUAAAGACAUCCUUUACGUUGGCGACCACAUCUUUGGUGACAUCCUGAAAUCCAAGAAGCGUCAGGGCUGGAAGACGUUCCUGGUCGUACCGGAGCUCAACAAAGAGCUGCUCAUCUGGGACAAGAAGCAGAGUAUGUUUGAAGAGCUGAAACGUCUCGACUUCUUCUUAGCUGAGUUCUACAAGCAUCUGGACAGCGGCAGUCAGGAGUGUCCUGACAUCAUUGCCAUUCAGACCAGAAGGAAAGUGCUGACUCACAGGAUGGACAUGUCCUAUGGUCAGAUGGGCAGCCUCCUGCGCAGCGGCUCCAGACAGACGCUGUUUGCCAACCAGAUGCUGCGUUACGCAGAUCUUUACUCUGCCACCUGCCUCAACCUGCUGCACUACCCCUUCAACUACCACUUCAUGGCCCCCCCAGUCCUGAUGCCCCAUGAAUGUUGCAACAAUUGACUGAUUUUGCUUCAACGGAGCUCAUCGUCACCAACAACAUUUUCAAGAUGACCAGAAACUAAGGUGCUAAGGACAGCUGUGAUGUUUCAGAAGAAGAGAUACAGAACAUUGUGUCUCUGCAUGUCAUGGACACAGAGUGACUGUUUGCACCUGAGCUUGUAUAAAGAGUUUGAUGCAGCCUUGAAGUGACUCAAAGAAAACGAACGUAUUGCCCCCCCUAGUGGAUAUGAAGUGCUAUGCAACAAGCUCUUAGCAGACUCAGGGUUCUGACUGUUUGUGUGUUUGUUUUGUGUAUAUAUAUAUAUAUAUAUGUAGAGUUUUACUAUUACAUGUAGUGUUGCAUCUGCAUUUGUGUCAUUAUUUGUAAUAAGUAUCUAUAUUUAUGUUUUGUUUGUGCACCUUCGGCUGAGCCAUUUCAAUAAAUCGUUUAUAUCAUU